UAACGGCGUGUGUGUUGUGUGUGUGAUGCUGUCAGAGUCACUUGAGAGAUGGCGCAGUCGUAGCCGGACGGUCAUCUCCAGUAUUUACACUAUAUUUACCCACUUUCAAACGCGCGCACAAAGGACGAAAAUACGUAAACAAGAGGAAAGACACUGCCGACCUCGGCCUCGUGGUAGCCAUGGGCCAUGGUGUGGGCUGAGGACCCGGAGGGCUUUAAACACACCUACUGCUUCCACGUCUGUGUAUGACAUGGCCACGGCUCUAUCCAGAUCAGACUGUCGCAAUAACCACGGAAGGACAGAUCAGCUCCAUGCCAUCGUUAUAUGUGCCAAACUCAAGCGGAAGAAGAACUGGUUCGGUGCGACCGUUUACGUGGAGGUGACAGCGGAGGGAGAGAGCAGGAAGACAACAAAGUCUCACAACCCCUCCAGCCCCAAGUGGGAUGACCGACUCACUCUGAAUGUAACGCCGCAGUCGCAGUUGGAGUUUAAAGUAUGGACCCAUUACGCUUUAAAGGCAGAUGCUCUGCUAGGGAAAGCCACUCUGGACCUGCGCCAAGCCCUGGAGAAGCACGACAGGAAACUUGAAAACGUAAAAGAGGUGCUGAAGCUGACUCUGGAGAACAAAAACGGCGUGGUGAAUUCCGGAGAGCUCACGGUGAUCCUGGACGGCCUCACCGUCGAGCAGGAGCCGCUACACAACGGAAACACCGUCACUACCACCAAAGUUCAACAGAACGGAGAUGCUAUUCAUGAGAACGGGGAGGAAAACACCAGAGCUCCGAGCAGCUCAGUGAAUGGUGUGCUCGGCGUCGAAAGCGAGGCCCCGUCCACCUCCUCCGGCAACAGCGAUGGCAGCACCGGCCCUGUUGUCAAUGGCGAUGCAGAGUCCACACCCACACAGCAGACUGCUAUGUCUACCACGAAUCCCGCUGAACGAAGUGUGCCAAGUACGACUGUUAAUGGGGAAAACUCUGCAGAUGCUGCUUUAGAAGAGAUGGUGCUGCCCUCUGCUGGUGGUGCUGAGGAAGAGCAUGAACCUGUCUCCACUUUCCCUUCAGCCUCCACCUCCUCUCAGAACCAGUCUGCAGCUGUUUCCUCCAGCACUCAGCUCAGCACUGGUGCUGCCUCUUCUUCCACUUCCUCAUCUGCACCCAGUCAGGCAGGAGCUGAUGCCACUGCUUCUGCACCAGACGCUGCUUCGGGCACCAGCACAGUCACAGAUGGAGCCAAACCUCGACAGCAGCCGCCCAACGCUAGCGCCCCAGACCCUCUGCCCCCUGGGUGGGAACAGAGGAAGGACCCACAUGGCCGAACCUACUACGUUGAUCACAAUACAAGAACCACAACAUGGGAAAGACCACAACCUCUGCCCUCAGGCUGGGAGAGGCGAGUGGACACCCGCGGCCGGAUCUACUACGUAGACCACAACACGCGUACCACCACGUGGCAACGGCCAACCAUGGAGUCGGUGCGCAACUUUGAACAGUGGCAGUCCCAAAGAAGCCAGCUACAGGGCGCUAUGCACCAGUUCAACCAGAGAUACCUCUACUCGGCUUCAAUGAUGUCUGCAGAAAAUGACCCUCUCGGUCCGCUACCUCCUGGUUGGGAGAGACGUGUAGAUUCAAACGACCGAGUGUAUUUCGUUAACCACAACACGAAGACCACACAGUGGGAAGACCCUCGCACACAAGGGCAAAACGAGGACCCUCUGCCCGAAGGCUGGGAGAUCCGUUACACAAGAGAGGGCGUGCGCUACUUCGUGGAUCACAACACUCGCACUACAACCUUCAGUGACCCAAGGACCGGCAAGUCCUCCGUCACUAAAGGGCCCCAAAUAGCAUACGAGCGCAGCUUCCGAUGGAAACUAGCUCACUUCCGCUACCUGUGCCAGUCCAACGCGCUCCCCAGUCAUGUUAAGAUCACAGUCUCUAGACAAUCAUUGUUCGAAGACUCUUUCCAGCAAAUAAUGGCUCUGAAGCCGUAUGAUCUUAGGAGAAGGCUUUAUAUCAUUUUCAAAGGCGAGGAGGGGCUUGACUAUGGAGGCCUUGCCAGGGAAUGGUUUUUCCUCCUCUCGCACGAGGUCCUCAACCCCAUGUACUGUCUGUUCGAGUAUGCCGGCAAGAGCAACUACUGUCUGCAGAUAAAUCCCGCAUCCACCAUCAACCCGGAUCACCUGACCUACUUCUGCUUCAUCGGCCGCUUCAUCGCUAUGGCGCUCUUCCAUGGAAAGUUCAUCGAUACAGGCUUCUCCUUGCCCUUUUACAAGCGUAUGCUCAACAAGAAGCUCCUCCUGAAAGACCUGGAGUCCAUCGAUCCAGAGUUCUACAACUCUCUGAUCUGGAUUCGGGACAACAACAUAGAGGAGUGCAGCUUGGAAAUGUACUUCACUGUCGAUAUGGAGAUUCUAGGCAAAAUCACGUCUCACAACCUGAAACCAGACGGCGAUAACAUCCUGGUGACCGAGGAGAACAAGGAGGAGUAUAUUGGGUUAAUGGCGGAGUGGCGCUUUUCUCGAGGUGUCGAGGGUCAAACCAAAGCGUUUCUGGACGGCUUUAACGAGGUCGUGCCCCUGCAGUGGCUGCAGUACUUUGACGAAAAGGAGUUAGAGGUGAUGCUUUGCGGGAUGCAGGAGGUGGAUCUUCAGGACUGGCAGAGAAACACUGUGUUUCGCCACUAUACCAGGAACAGCAAACAGAUCAUGUGGUUCUGGCAGUUUGUAAAAGAGGUGGAUAACGAGGUUCGUUUGCGGCUGCUGCAGUUCGUCACGGGCACCUGCAGACUACCCCUGGGGGGUUUCGCUGAACUCAUGGGGAGUAACGGGCCUCAGAAGUUCUGCAUCGAGAAAGUUGGCAAGGAGACGUGGCUUCCCCGGAGUCAUACAUGCUUUAAUCGCCUUGACUUGCCGCCGUACAAAAGCUUCGAACAGUUAAAAGAGAAGCUCCUUUUCGCCAUCGAGGAAACCGAAGGAUUCGGACAAGAGUAGAGAACUGUCCUCUCUGCAGCAGCACGUCCGGCAGAACAGGGGAAAAUAAACAUGAAAUACACAAGAAAAAAAAUUGCACAGAGAACUAUCAAUGUACAUAAGCUAUUUUCUCAUUUUAAACCAAAUCUUAAUCCGAAACCUCAUUUAGCAAUCUCCAUAACAUUAUUCCCCAUGAUUAUGCAAGCAUUUUAUCUUGGUUUUUUUUGUUUGUUUUUUCUUCCCUUAUCUUUUAAAAGCAGAAAUCUAAAUACAAUAAUGGACGUUGGUUUGGUUGUUGUUUUUGUUUUUUAAAGGGGAUUUGACCCGGGGGAAAAAAAAAAAAUCAGAAAGGAUUUUAUAAUUAAAACCAUAAACUACAGCUCUAGUUUUAUAGAGCGCUUAAAGAA
This is a messenger RNA of Silurus meridionalis, 3372 nucleotides long. Its product is annotated as NEDD4-like E3 ubiquitin-protein ligase WWP1. Gene Ontology annotation, molecular function: protein binding; ubiquitin protein ligase activity. The record is from RefSeq and is a predicted model, not a curated record. The transcript has 25 exons. Bases 26 to 2986 code for a protein of 986 amino acids. Gene Ontology annotation, biological process: ubiquitin-dependent protein catabolic process. Lineage: Eukaryota; Metazoa; Chordata; Actinopteri; Siluriformes; Siluridae.